AUGACUCGCAAUCCCAACCCCCCUCCUCCUCCUCCACCCACGGCGGCAGAUGCCAACGUGGUCAUCGAUCAUAUCUUGGAUUCCCUCAUUGCUCUUGAAAUUGCCGAUACGGCAUCCGAUGGAAACCCGGCCUCUCCCCCUUGUUAUAUGUCCCUUCCGGAGGUGCUUGAUGCCUUCCGUGCCUUCAUUCUUCAGUUGGUCAAUGGACCAAACCAAACCAGUGGUCCUUCUCGCCUUGACCACCGCAUUCAGGCUGCAUGGGAUGCUUCUUCCGAAUGUCUCGAAGGCAGCUCCUUGGAUUCUCCUGCUGGCAUUGCUGUGGGUGGUAAUACAGGGCUGCGGGCCGUCUCUACUGGUGAUUCGAUCAUAGUGGUUAGUUCCGACACUGACGGCGAGUCCGAUGCCGACGACGAAGAUUACUAUGCACACCCUGUAUCUUCCUUGGAGCCUGCGCCAGCAGUAGCCACAAGCACAUCCCUUACUGGCGCUACUGCCACUGCGGUCGCCUCUGCUCCGGAAGCGACUCCAGCAAACUAUGUAUGUUCUACGUGCUCUGGAGGUCGCUGGUAUGUUGUGUUUGCUGGCACAAAUGUUGGUGUAUUCGACGACUGGUCCACAGUCCAACGAUACACCUCUGGUGUCUCGCACUCUUGCUACAAGAAGUAUUCGAAGAAAGAGGAUGCUGAGAAGGCGUACAAGGACUCUGUCACGCGCAGUGAGGUUAGAAUCCUCCCCACUCCUUCUGUUGCUCCUUCGAUGGCCCCAGGAAGCAGUCAUCCUCCUCCCCCACCUCCCGCACCCUCUGCUGGUGCCCUUUCUGCCUAA
Molecule: messenger RNA, 825 nt
Organism: Psilocybe cubensis
Lineage: Eukaryota; Fungi; Basidiomycota; Agaricomycetes; Agaricales; Agrocybaceae
Exons: 4
Coding region: 1-825 (274 amino acids)
Source: RefSeq, a predicted model, not a curated record